AUGUGCAAAUCGUGGAAGUGUAUUCUUAUUUGGGUACUAGUUUUAGUCAUAUCACCGUCUAGAGCUUCAAUUCCUCGUCCAUCAUGUGCAGAUAAUGAUUUUAUUUGUGAUGACGGACAAUGUUUAAAUAAGGAUUGGGAAUGUGAUGGAUCUGAAGAUUGCCAAGAUGCCUCAGAUGAAGUGAACUGUUUUGUAAACUCAAGUGCAGACAUUAUAAACUGUCCAGAUACUGACAAUAUAUUUGUAUGCGAUGAUGGAAGAACAUGUAUCAAAAGUGACAAUGUAUGUGAUGGUGUAAAAGACUGUUUAGAUGGCAUAGACGAACAAUGUGCAAUAAAUACCUCUGCAUCAGGAAUGACAACCACCAUCAUUAUAUUAUCAGUUAUUGUUUUGUUUCUUGGCGGCUCCCUCUUUGCAAUGUUGGUGUACACUCAGCAAAGACAUAAUGUUAGUAUUCAAAGAAGACAUCACAGAGGUCAUAGAAGGUCAAGAGAAAUUGAAUUUGUCAGCAGUCCAGAUAUGUUCAAUGUAACAAACAAUGAAGAAAGUCUGACAGUGCUGUGACUGGCGAUGAAGAAAGUCUGACAGUGCUGUAACUGGCAAUGGGAUUUUUAACAUACAAUUUAUUAUCAGCAAUGCUUGGCUCUGACCAUGGGGUAGGCAAGACAGCCAAAUUUGCAUGGUCAAGCGU
Saccoglossus kowalevskii is the source of this 691-nucleotide messenger RNA. RefSeq lists its product as uncharacterized. Gene Ontology annotation, molecular function: protein binding. The record is from RefSeq and is a predicted model, not a curated record. NCBI's taxonomy places the organism in Eukaryota, Metazoa, Hemichordata, Enteropneusta, Harrimaniidae.